Molecule: messenger RNA, 2930 nt
Organism: Owenia fusiformis
Lineage: Eukaryota; Metazoa; Annelida; Polychaeta; Sabellida; Oweniidae
Source: the annotation of a GenBank genome assembly
CAUAUCUAAAGAGUGUUUAAGAACAGUUUGAGGAAAGUAAUUAUAUUUGGAUUAUACAUGAAGUUACAGAGAACACAUUGGACUAAUUAAAACAAUAGUGUGGACAUUAGCUACAAGGAAAUUAGCAAGAAAAAGUUCUGAGUUUUAACAAAGGAAAAUUUUUUUUUUUUUUUGAAUUUUUUGGAAAAACUUUUGAAAAGCAUAAGAUAAACAUAUAAGAGGACAAUAUGGAAACAAUAACCUGGAAUAAAUCUUUAUGUUAAUGACAGAAGGAAAUUUAAGAAAAUAUAAUUUAGGAAGUAUAUAUAGUGAGCAAAAUAUACAUGAAAAAAUGUGUAAAGCCUACAGGGAGUGAAUGGAACAGCCAUUCCAUUGUUUUUCAUAAUUGGAGAGGAGUAAAUGGAACAGCCAUUUAAUUACUUUAAGUAUCUAAAAAUUUGUAUAUAAACUGAGGGAGGUGAAUUGAAUAGCCAAAUAUACAAACAUACCUACAUAUUGAACUUGUAAACAUACCUAUAUAUUGAACUUGGAAGAAAGUGAAACUAUUUACAACAUUUGGAUAUAAUACAUAGUAUACAGGGUGAUCAUAAAUGUAUAUAAACUAACUUAUCUCUGAGAAAAAUGGCAGACCGAGAAACUCGACGUACAUGCACUAAAACAUUCUCAACACCUGAUGCCAAGGGCAAGAAUAGAAGGAAUACAAAGAAGCAAACAAUGAGAACUCUUAAGAAAAACCCAGAGACAUUGCAUGAGAAUUUUGAAUAUAAGGAUGUGGAAAACACAGGUGUACUUGUUUUAGAUGAUGAGUUUAUGAGUCUGGUAUUCUACACAGAAAGAACACUUUUGUGGUUAGAGGCUUUCAAGCAGUUCUAUCAGCGAAAAAGUAUGAAAACAACAAAAACACGGAUCAAAUAUGGAACUAAAAUAACCGUAUUAAAUCAUGUGACAGUGGAAAUUGGUGAUUCGGGCAUUAUCACUGUCUUUGGAGAAGAACUACAGGAUUGGAGAGACAAUGAUUUUGAUUUGAUCAAAGGUACAUUAAUUUCAUUGAAACGAACUCCUACCUCUGACUCAUACUCUACAUCUCUGCCAUCUACAUCAACACCAUGUAGAACAUCACCAGCACAGACGCAAGAGGAUAUUUUCAUUAGCCAGUCUGAGGAAAUAGACAUUGGUGAGGACAGCAUUAUCUUCUUCUUGGGUAAUGAUACUAUACCCAACACUCAAACUGACACUGAUGAACCCAUCCCAGAACCUUUAUCUCAGUCCCUUAUUCAGCCUACUGUUAUUCCAGAAACUCAGCCAGAUAUCAAAGAACCACUUUCUCAGAAUGAACCACAACCAGCAACAGUCAAAUUGUCAAAUAAAUCUCCUACUCAGACAGAAUCUACUUCAAAACCUGAAAACACGGGCAUAACACUAGAGUUACAAAGUGAAAACAAAAAACUUAGGACGAGGACUAUAUCUCUUGAAAAGAGACUUGAAGAGAAGUCUGUGGAACAUAGUCGACAAAUAAUUCAGCUGAAUGCCAAGUUGCAGGAUCUGCACUAUAGGCUUGAAGCAGCUGACAAGAAGAGUGAAGAUGACAUCAAGAUGGCAAAACAACUUCAUGAGCAAGAGAUGAGAGAUAUAGCAACUAAGCUAGAAUGCUAUGAGUUAAAUGAGAAGUGGCAAAUUACGACAAUACAGGGGUUAAAAGCAGAUCUUGCAACCCAACACAGAAAAAAUGUCGCUCUUAUAGAGAGAUUUCAACAGAUGGGUUGUCAUGAUUUCAAUCAGUCACUCCCACAAUCAAUGACACCCCCAACAGUUAUUCCAAAGGGACGACCAACUUCAAAGACCAGGACUUCCAAGACCUCUGUCACUAAGAAUACCUCAUUGCCUGUCAUAAAUACACCCCCAAACUCUGCUUCAAAGGGAUUACCCACCCAUGACAAAGAAGGUAUCUCACCAACUACCAACAAGAGACCCUCUAACAAAGCAGCUAAAGUUGCUCCAAAGAACCCCCCUAAGCCAACACCAAGGGAAUUCAACAAUGGUCACAAGCAGCUCCCUACUUCUGUCCAUAUAAUGUACUCUUCAAAUGGGAAGAAAUUGGCGGGUAUUAUGAAUGCUAGAUCAAAAGGGAAAAGCAUGAAUGUGACUUCAUCAGUAUAUAGUGGUGCUAACAUUGAAUAUGCAACCCGAGUCAUACAACAAGGUGACAUAGGUAGAUCAACAGAUCACAAAUUCCUCGGUUUUGGAACAAACAAUGUAAAAGAUGACUCUGCACAAACCAUUAUUUAUGAGUUAAAAAACCUUGCAAUGACAGCCAAAAACCAGCAUCCAACUUCUAAAAUAACCUUGUGUGGACUGCAUCACCGGGGAGAUCAUGCCAAACCACAAGAAGUCAAACAAAUGAAUAUCAAAAUUGACCAUGUCAAUGGAGAGAUGGAGUCUUUUGCCAUGAAAAAAGGCUUCCAUUUCAUUAAUAUCAACAGAAUAAAUGAUUCAACAUCACAGAACCCCAACAUGAACAUACUUUUUAACGACAAACUCCACUUUAAUCACACUGGAAGAACUCGGUUGGUAGAUGCGAUGUUGUCUAUCAUUAAUUCAACACACAACUCCUAUGCAGAUGCAGCAAGAAUUGGAAACCCUCACUACCCUCGAACUGGGCUCAAGUUAUAAACACUGAUCAGUGUGAUAGUAUCAUAGACACAGAAUGUAUGAGUGACUCUUGUAAUGAGAUUGAAUGCAAUGCUAUUCAUUUCCAUGAAUCAAAUCAUAUGAUGAUAAAUGAAGCCUCAUUAUAUAUAGAUAAUGAGACUGUAAAUAAUUCUGAUUCAAACCCUCACAAUAUGCAAUUGAACACCAAAUCAGGUCAGAUUUCCCAUAAUGUAGAUAGUAUUCAAUCUUCUAGUCCUGUAACAACACAGUUGAAUGCCAAG